Messenger RNA from Radiomyces spectabilis, 867 nucleotides. RefSeq names its product ribonuclease H-like domain-containing protein. Lineage: Eukaryota; Fungi; Mucoromycota; Mucoromycetes; Mucorales; Radiomycetaceae. Bases 32 to 673 code for a protein of 213 amino acids. Gene Ontology annotation, cellular component: mitochondrion. The record is from RefSeq and is a predicted model, not a curated record. The transcript has 7 exons. Gene Ontology annotation, molecular function: 3'-5'-RNA exonuclease activity; nucleic acid binding.
UCUGAAAGAGAAAUUGGCGUUUUUUAUUUUUAUGCUCUUUGGUCUUGUUGCUAUUUCUCGCCGGUGUGCUACUGCUGCUGCUUUAUAUCGUCUGCCUUGUCGAAAUACACAUACAUUACCAUCCAAAAUGAUCAAUAACCCUCUUGUUUGGAUUGAUUGUGAGAUGACAGGUCUCGAUAUCGAAAAAGACCAUUUGAUUGAAAUUGCGGUUUUGAUUACCGACGGCGACUUGAACAUCCAGGCAGAGGGACCGGAGUUGAUUAUUCACCAAUCGAAAGAGACCAUGGACGCCAUGAAUGAUUGGUGUAAAGAACAUCACGGAGCGUCGGGAUUAACGGACGCAGUCCUCAAGUCGACGGUGACAGUGGAAGAUGCCGAAAAACAGGUGCUGGCUUUUCUGAAAGAACAUAUUCCGGCAAGCCAGGCUCCCUUGGCCGGCAAUUCAGUUCACGCUGACAAACGGUUCUUGGAAAAGGAGAUGCCCGACCUCGUCCGAUAUCUCCACUAUCGUAUCGUUGACGUGAGCACCAUCAAGGAAUUGACGAAACGAUGGUAUCCUGACGUGGCUUCCGGCCUCGUGAAAAAGGGAGCUCAUCGUGCUCUGGAUGACAUCAAAGAAAGUAUCGACGAACUCAAGUAUUAUCGACAACACGUCUUUGUUACUCCGAAAUAACUUGGGCCAACGAGAUGCAAAACCGUUCACGAGUUGACAUCAGAAACAUAACCAAACAUCUUGUAUCGAUCGUCCACUAAACUCUAUCAAACUAAACUUUCCGAAAGGUCCCAUUUUUCUGAAAAUUAAAAAAAACACACAAUAAAUGGAUACCGUUUUCGUAAGGUUACACAACGACGAAGGGUUGUCAAAUU